CAUCCUUUGGUCUCAUGUAUAUUGACGUUGUUGGUAUUGUUCUCGAGAUUUGAAGCAGCAGUCAACUAGAACACAAAGCAGCACGUACAGCGUCACGUUUGGAGCAAAACUAACUGUAUCUAGGCUUGACGAGAGUUGAUCCAUGUCUACAGAGACUGUAGGGUCUUACUAACAAAAGGUACAUGACAUGCUUACUAGUAACCUCUCUUUCUAUUUACCUCUCAUAUGACACUCUCUUUAAAGGCCAGAACCUUCACAUAACAUGUGAUCAUAAAAAUACAACAAAGCUGGCUGCACUCCUCAAAGAUGACAAGCUCCUUGUCAAAUGCAACGAACCAUACAAACGCCUCUCAACAAGAAUGAGAUGCAAAUAUGAUAAAAAGAAUGAACGAACAACCAUAGUACUUGGCAAUGUGCAACUCAACGACACAGGUAUAUACAGCUGUCAGACAGAAGAUAAAAUUUCUGGUGGCAAGCAAUUCACAGUGCUAGACAAGAAUGAGUUGCCUUCUACUAAGAACAUGGCUACUUCGACACCCACGAUAUCCACUACUGCAUCUCAAGCUGGCAAUUCUACUGUUGGUGGCACAGUUUCCUCAGUUCAAAAUUUAUCAAAUCUACUAGCCACUUCAUCAGUAACACAACCCACAACUAGAGAUAAACCAUCUGUGUCUACAAAAGUAGAUGAACCAGACAACAAUAAAGCCAUUACCAUUGCCAUUGUCAUUGGCACAUUCGUCAUCAUUUCUAUCAUUUGGGCUUGUGCGACAAGAAGAUGUGCAUGGGCAUGGGCAUGUGUGAAAAGAAACUGUGGAAACAAACUAACCAUCAAUACUCAGUACACUUUUAAUGCCACAAACUGUGAAAACGUUACACAAGGACAAGAGAACACGCAAGUUAUUCAUCAAGACGUGAGGCAUACAGACCCAAGGCAACAAGAAUGCAGUGAAGUUUAGAAUAAGGAAACUGUGUAGACAUGAGGUUAGGUACUGGCAAGCAAAGAAAGACAAAGACUUUAUUUCAAGAUGUUAUUAAUAUUAAAACUUUUUAUAACAAAGUUUUCUGUCUGUUUAAUCAACUAAACAGAUGUGUAGAUAUCUAAGUUAUUUGAUUCUUGUUUUGUGGA
Molecule: messenger RNA, 1126 nt
Organism: Corticium candelabrum
Lineage: Eukaryota; Metazoa; Porifera; Homoscleromorpha; Homosclerophorida; Plakinidae
Exons: 7
Coding region: 183-956 (257 amino acids)
Source: RefSeq, a predicted model, not a curated record